Molecule: messenger RNA, 779 nt
Organism: Arabidopsis arenosa
Lineage: Eukaryota; Viridiplantae; Streptophyta; Magnoliopsida; Brassicales; Brassicaceae
Source: the annotation of a GenBank genome assembly
UCGUCACAUCAAAUUGGUCGUAGUCUUCAAUGUAAUAAUGUUGGUGACUUUUAAGGAAGAAAAGGAGUUUAGAAGAGAUAUGGGGAGAAGCAUAUUUUCCUUUUUCACUAAGAAGAAAAAAAUGGCGAUGGCGAGAAGCAUCUCUUACAUCACCUCUACGCAGCUUCUCCCUCUUCAUCGUCGUCCCAACAUCGCCAUCAUCGAUGUCAGGGAUGAAGAGAGGAAUUAUGACGGGCAUAUAGCUGGGUCGCUACACUAUGCCAGUGGCUCGUUUGAUGACAAGAUCUCUCAUCUUGUUCAAAAUGUCAAGGACAAAGACACACUUGUCUUCCAUUGUGCUUUGAGCCAGGUUCGUGGUCCAACUUGUGCAAGAAGGCUCGUGAAUUAUCUCGAUGAGAAGAAAGAAGAUACUGGAAUCAAAAUCAUCAUGAUCUUGGAACGCGGCUUUAAUGGCUGGGAAGCUUCUGGAAAACCGGUUUGCGUUAUGUGUUUGGUGCCGCUGUUCCUCGUCCCGCUCAUCAAUUUAAUGCCUCGAAUCAUCGAUUAUUUCAUGGCCAAAUUGUAUGCGUGGCUCGGAUGGGAGUACAGGAAGCCAGCGAGAAUUCCUCCAGCUUGUCCUUUCAAGCCAGUUGCUAAAAACGACAACGCCACCAAAGUGGCAGCGGAAACUGGAACUGAAGGUACAGAAACAAUAGCUAAACCUGUUGUAGCGGAGGAGACGGGUGGUAUUAAGCAGGAUUGAGGCCGAGUCUUUUCUUCAAUAAAACCUUUGUAUUUGU